AUGGCUAGUGAUAUUAGGUAUGAUGUUGAGCAGCUUCCUAGCCCGCGGACAAAGCUGGGAGAAGGACCUGUCUGGGAUAUCGAAACACAGAGCCUUUACUUCGUGGACAUCAACACACCUACGAUAAUGCGAUACGAUUACGCGCGAAAUCGUACAUUCAGUGCAACGCUCGAUGGCGCUAAAUCGAUUUCGUUCAUUGUGCUCGUCGCGGGACAACCGGAACACUUUGUGGUUGGUGAAAACAAUCGUGUAUCAUUGAUCCAAUGGAAUGGUCGAUCCGAAACGGCUAAGCCCGUCCGUACGUUGGCCGAUCUAGGCGAGACUCAAAGCCACGUUAGAUUUAACGAUGGCAAAGUUGAUCCCUCUGGUCGCCUAUAUGCUGGUACAAUGCAGUUGGAAUCGUUGGGUGAUCUUUUCGCUCAAAAAGAGGGUCAACUGUUCCGUUACACUAAUGGGACCAUGUUGGUACAGAAGAACAAUAUCAGCAUUUCCAACGGUCUUACCUGGGAUGAACCCGUAAAUCCGCUGCGAAUGUACUACAUAGAUUCCGCGGCUUUGGAUGUGAAGGCAUUCGAUGUGGAUGAGCAUGGUGAUCUCAAGAACGAAACGGUGUUCUUUGAUCUACGCAUCGACGGAUCACAUCCGGGAUAUGUUCCAGAUGGAAUGACUAGUGAUGCGGAUGGCAAUCUGUACAUAGCUACCUGGGGUGGAUCGAAAGUCAUGAAAGUGGAUAAAAGUUCUCAGAAACUUUUACUGGAAAUUAAGAUCCCUGCUGAGCAGGUUACAUCGGUUGCAUUCGGUGGACCCCAUUUGGACGAGCUAUUUGUUACGACGUCUUCAAAUGGAGAUAAGCCAGCACCGGCAGGAGCACUAUUUAAGGUAACUGGACUUGGAGUCAAGGGGAAACCAAUGCACAAGAUGGUUCUGUGAAGAGAUGUCUUAUUCUGUUCGUUAGACAUGCUGCUAAAU
This is a messenger RNA of Anopheles nili, 969 nucleotides long. Its product is annotated as regucalcin-like. The record is from RefSeq and is a predicted model, not a curated record. The transcript is spliced from 3 exons. Gene Ontology annotation, biological process: L-ascorbic acid biosynthetic process. NCBI's taxonomy places the organism in Eukaryota, Metazoa, Arthropoda, Insecta, Diptera, Culicidae. The coding region runs from base 1 to 930 and encodes 309 amino acids. Gene Ontology annotation, molecular function: gluconolactonase activity; calcium ion binding.